AAACCAGUUCCGUGUUUUGGCUCUUCAGGUUUUUGACCCUAUCCUCCAGCCGGGAGAUCCUCUCCAGCUUCCUUUUCCGGCAUUUGGACGCGGCCACCCUGUUCCUCAUGCGCUUCCUCUCUGCUUUGAUGCGCUCCUGGUUCUCCAUGUUGAUGGGGGAGAGCGGUGGGGUGUCGCCGGACAUCUCGGGCACCGUCUGCGGCUCCUCUUUGAGUGCGUGUAGCCGCUGGUGGUCCAUGUGGUUGUGGGAUGACGAUUGGGAAGCCGGGUAACUCAUAGGUGGGUGCCUCUCGCUGGCAGGUGCAGACGCAGAGCCCAUAAUCCGGCUGAAAGUGCCCAAGUUUGUGUACUCCGGCGGGUCGGUGCGCACCGUGCAGCUGUAGGGAACCCCGCCGCCCUCAGACGCAGCGGAGCCGGAUACCAUGCUGUUGGUGGCGCCGGCCUGUGCGGGACCCUGCUGAUGGUAGUGGAGCUCAGCCAAUGCCCUCACAAACCCUUCAGCAAACCCCUCCUGCUCGUCGGUGAUGUUCUUGGGACAGACGAACUGGGUCGGGGUGGGAGUCGUCAGCCCGGUGCAGGACUGAAUGAUUAAUCGCUCCAAUUCAGGCGAGGCCAGCUUCAGUAACCCGACAUCAGGGGACGUCAGGAUGUCCAGGGCCUUGGAGCUCAGCUGGGGUUUGAAGUUUUUUGGGUCGUUUAGGUUCAGAGUCAUGGUCUGUUUCAGGGUUUUGGGGUUGAACCCAUACACCGUCGUCCCGUCAGAGUUGGACGCAUUCACGGCUUCGUCGUAAAAUGUCGCUUCCAUUUUUCUGGACAUAAAGUUUUUUAUCACCUUUAGGGAGGUCUAUUCCUUAAAAAAAAGCACAAGAUCGAAUGGUUUACAUACGUCCUGUGACUCUCUUUCUCUUAACUGUCUUGUGAAAGAGUCCGCCUAUUGUUGAAGUUCAACUCACUUGACAACUUCGCGUCCGGAGAAAACUUUUCUCUUGUGAACCGUGUGAUCAUCAACGGAAAACGUAGUUCCCCGCCGCCGAGCCUCGGUGUUUGUACACCUGAAGUAUCCUCUCUGAUUUAUCCUCCUUCCCGAAAAUCUGGAAACAGAGCCUGAAUAGGGAUUAUACUUUCUAUCACUUCCAACGUGGAGACGAACUUUAUCCACCUCUAAGCUGCAGCUCUACUGAAAAUAACAAUGAUGUCAUUUCUACGGACUCUGAUUGGCUUGAUCUGAUUUGGUGGGCGGGGUAUGUCUAAUGACAUGCAGGUUGCUCUGACAACUAGCCAUAUCUCCGCCCCCCCGCGAUGGCUUAUGGGAUUAGCUCGUCUCAUGGCAGAGGUCUACUAUGUUGGAGUGGACGUGGGCACUUCCAGUGUGAGGGCUGCACUGGUGACCAGGGCGGGCCUGCUGAAGAGCACUGCAGAGGAGCCCAUCAGCAUCUGGGAGCCCCAAUCUGACCAUUAUGUCCAGUCCUCCACUGAGAUCUGGGAGAAAUGCUGCACAGUGGUCAAACGAGUUACCCAAAGUGUGGAGAGGAGUCUGGUACGAGGGAUUGGCUUUGAUGCCACCUGCUCUCUAGUGGUUUUGGACCAAAGCUUCCAGCCUGUGCCAGUCAGUCAGGAUGGUGACAGACAAAGGAACGUGGUGAUGUGGAUGGACCAUCGUGCUGAAGAGCAGGCUGCUCGUAUAACAAAUGCCGGCCACAGGGUCCUGAGCAGGGUGGGAGGGGUCAUGUCACCAGAGAUACAACCCCCUAAGCUGCUCUGGCUCAAAGAGAAUCUAAAAGAAAGCUGCUGGAACAAAGCUGCUCACUUUUUUGACCUUCCAGACUUCCUGUCUUGGAAGGCAACAGGCUCUUUGACACGGUCUUUAUGUACUCUGGUGUGUAAAUGGACAUAUUGCCCUCCAGAAGGAUGGGAUGCCAGUUUUUGGACUAGCAUUGGACUGGAGGAUCUCCUCGAAAACAGUUAUUCCAAAAUAGGCAGUGUGACGUGUGCUCCAGGGAGCCCGUUGGGGGACGGCCUCACCCAGCAGGCAGCAGCAGAUUUGGGUUUGGACCCAAGAACUGCAGUUGCUGCUUCUCUCAUUGAUGCUCAUGCUGGAGGCCUUGGUGUUAUAGGUGCAGAUGUAAAAGGCUUUCACUUGCCCUGUGAGGACCAGCCAAUCACCUCACGCAUGGCAAUGAUCUGUGGGACAUCAACCUGUCACAUGGCGCUCAGCGAGCAGCCUCUGUUUGUGCCAGGAGUGUGGGGGCCCUGCCUGUCUGCCAUGGUGCCUGGCAUGUGGCUCAACGAGGGAGGACAGAGCGCUACGGGAAGGCUGAUCGACCACAUGGUGAAGGGUCACACCGCUUACACCCAGCUCCAGGAACGGGCACGGCAGAGACUUCCUUUUACUGGAGAGAAUAUCUACAGCUACCUGAACAGCCACCUGAGUUUAAUGGCCAACUCCGGUUCUGCUGUUGACCUGCUGGGCUCCAGUCUGCACUUGUGGCCAGACUUUCACGGGAACAGGUCUCCCCUGGCAGACCCCACCUUGAAGGGCAUGGUGAUCGGACUGUCACUCUCCCAAACUUUGGAUGACUUGGCCCUGCUCUAUUUGGCCACUGUACAAGCCCUCGCUCUUGGUACUCUUCAUAUUCUCGAGGCUAUGAAAGAAGCAGGACAUGACAUCAGAACCCUCUUCCUGUGUGGCGGGUUGAGCAAAAAUGCUCUGUUUGUACAGAUUCAUGCCAACGCUACAGGAUUGCCUGUGGUGUUGCCUGACCAGAUAGAGGCUGUGCUAAUAGGAGCAGCAGUCCUGGGUGCAUGUGCAUCACAGGACUACAGCACUAUACAGGAGGCAAUGGAGAAAAUGGCUAAAGUGGGGAAAGUUGUUCAGCCUGACAAUGAACUCCAGAGCUUCUAUGAGAGAAAGUACAAAGUGUUCCUGCGACUGUUCGCCCACCAGAGGGAGUACCAAGCCAUCAUGAACCAGAGAUGACACUGCUGGUGGGAGGCGGCCGAGUUGGAACUGACUCUCUCUGACGUAAUAGUGAUGACAAAUCCACACACUGGAGACAAGAACAGUAGUCUUAACCCUGCUAAUUUCCAUGAUAUUAUUAAUGGCCCAGUUUGAAGGAACCUGAAGGAAAACCGCUCUCUUUGGCUGACUAUCUGUCAGGGGUUAAGUUGGUUCUGGAUAUAUGACUGGCAGAAUUUAGACUUCACACAUGCUCGAUUUAACACCACCUGGCAGAUGACAGUAAAGAAGACCUUUAUGGGGACAAGCUGUUGGAGCUUUCCAUGGCUGUCUGUCCUUGUAGAUCCACUGUUGCAUUUCUACCCAAAACAAAGAGCAGGAUGCAGGAGUGAAUGAGGUAACAUCGACAGAUUUUACAGUGUUCACUUGCUCCAUCCAAAGUCACAAACCGGCAAGUACUGACACCUUCAAAUGUAUUCCUAAUAAAAAAUUUAAAUGAUA
Molecule: messenger RNA, 3457 nt
Organism: Micropterus dolomieu (smallmouth bass)
Lineage: Eukaryota; Metazoa; Chordata; Actinopteri; Centrarchiformes; Centrarchidae
Gene: fggy
Product: FGGY carbohydrate kinase domain containing
Exons: 16
Coding region: 1244-2977 (577 amino acids)
Biological process (GO): carbohydrate metabolic process
Molecular function (GO): kinase activity; phosphotransferase activity, alcohol group as acceptor
Source: RefSeq, a predicted model, not a curated record